AUGAGCAUCGAUUACGAUAAGACGACAGCAACCGACAUGGUGGAGGCAGUUGAGCCUGAACAAUUCCGACCGAACGGCUUCGAAGAUGAUGUUCACUGGUGGAAGCAGCCUGGUCUUCGGAGACUAUACCUGCUGAUGCCGUUCCUGUUCUUAGGCUCAACUACGCUUGGGUUUGAUGGGUCACUGUUGAACGGUCUGCAAGCUAUGCCCACAUGGGUUGACUUCUUCAAUGACCCGCAAGGUGCCACUCUAGGACUAUUUGGGGCUCUCCCAGGCUUCGGUGGUCUUGUCGUCUUGCUCUUCGCCCCAUAUGUGGCAGACUAUCUUGGCAGGCGCAACGGCACAGCCCUCGGCAACUUCUUCGUCCUUCUCGGUGCUUUACUGCAAGCAUUCCCUCCGGCUUCCAGCCCGAGACCGAUGUAUCUAGCUGGCCGCUUCUUUAUCGGGUUCGGAUCCAACAUCAGCAACGGCACAUGUCCGCUACUCAUCACAGAGGUCGCUCACCCUCGACACCGCGGCCGCAUCACAACGAUCUAUAAUACGCUAUGGUACGGAGGAGCCAUUUUGGCCGCAUGGACAACGUUUGGGACUCUCAAAGGCUUCGACACGAACCUUCAGUGGCGGCUACCAACUGGCUUGCAGUGCUUGAUGCCCGGCAUUCAGACGCUUGCCUUGUAUCUCGUGCCAGAGAGCCCACGAUUCCAUAUCGCCCGCGGCCAGGGCGAGAAAGCUCGACAGAUGCUGAUCAAGUACCAUGGUAAUGGCACAGACACCAACUUUGUCCAGUGGGAAUACGAAGAGAUUAGCAACACCAUUCGCCUCGAACAAGAAUCCUCAGCCACCUCUGGGUGGAAGGAGCUUAUCCGUACGGCCGGCAACCGCAAGCGUUGUGUUCUCAUCAUCGCUACUGCUAUCUUCUCGCAGUGCUCGGGAAAUUCUUUGGUUUCAUACUACCUGGUGCAAAUUCUACGGAGCAUUGGCAUCACAGACCCGACCUCCCAAGCGCUCUUCAACGGCGGACUCACGAUUUGGUGUUUCUUAGUAGCGCUCGCCUUCGCCUUCACAGUCGACAAAUUCGGCCGCCGAACCCUCUUCCUGACCGCCGGUAUCGGCAUGUUGAUCUCAUUCACAAUCUGGACCGCCUGCGCCGCCAUGUACGAAAAGACCGGCAAGCAGGGCUACGGCAACGCCGUGCUUGCCAUGAUCUUCUUGUUCUAUACCGUGGCGGGCUGCGCAUGGCCUGGUCUGACGGUCAGUUAUACGGUCGAGAUCCUGCCGUAUAAGAUCCGCGCGAAAGGCUUGACCCUGUGCUUUUGUUUCACGGCACUGAGUGGUGUGUUCAAUCAGUAUGUCAAUCCAAUUGGACUGCAGAAGUUGGGGUGGAAGUUUUAUCUGGUUUAUGUGGCGGUGUUGGUGGUGCAGGUUGUGAUGAUCUACUUCUAUUUUGUGGAGACGAGGGGUUUGCCACUCGAAGAGAUCUCGCGGGUGCUGGACGGGGAUGAGAGUGCCGCAGCGGUAGUGGCGGACAAUUUGGCGGCCCAUGGGAAAGCGGAUAUGAGAGCGAAGGGGACUGUAGAGGAGAAGGAGGGCGUGCAGCAGGUGGUGUAG
Messenger RNA from Cyphellophora attinorum, 1608 nucleotides. Its product is annotated as Lactose permease. Gene Ontology annotation, molecular function: carbohydrate:proton symporter activity. Lineage: Eukaryota; Fungi; Ascomycota; Eurotiomycetes; Chaetothyriales; Cyphellophoraceae. Bases 1 to 1608 code for a protein of 535 amino acids. Gene Ontology annotation, cellular component: membrane. The record is from RefSeq and is a predicted model, not a curated record. Gene Ontology annotation, biological process: carbohydrate transport; transmembrane transport. The transcript has 3 exons.